AUGGCUUCCCAGAGUCGCACCCUGCCCGUCCUCGUGGCCGCCGCAUGCUGCGUGGCUGUGCUUCGCAGCUUCUUGCCAACGAGCCAGCAGACCUUUGUGGCACCUCAGCAGAGUGUCCACAUGGGUUGCCAGGCCUUGUCGGGUGGCGCUCUGGCCUCCGGCAACGUGCCUGCCAUCGUCAACACAGUCCCCGCUCGCCCUGGUGUGCCCGCCCACUUCAAGGUGACUCUUGAGACUCCUGAUGGCACUCAAUCCUUCGCAUCUUGGCAGCACUUUUCUGCAACACAUGAAUGCCCCGAAGAUGUGUACAUCCUCGAUCAGGCUGAGGAGGAGGGUUUGGAGCUGCCCUACUCCUGCCGCGCGGGCUCUUGCUCCAGCUGCGCUGGCAAGGUCCUGGAGGGCGAGAUUGACCAAAGCGAUCAGGCAUUCCUGGACGAUGACCAGAUGGGCGAGGGCUUCUGCCUCACCUGUGUGACGUAUGCCACCUCCGACGUCACCAUCAAGACCCACUGCGAAGAUGAGUUGUGA
This is a messenger RNA of Symbiodinium sp. CCMP2592, 528 nucleotides long. The record is from the annotation of a GenBank genome assembly. NCBI's taxonomy places the organism in Eukaryota, Dinophyceae, Suessiales, Symbiodiniaceae.